UUCGUCAGUUAUUUCUUGCGUUUUCGCUCGGAUAUUUGUAUUUUUCAUCGAUUUUUCUUGGAAUUUUGGAGCACAAAUCGCCAUGGGAGCCGAUGGAGGAACUAUUCCAAAGCGUUGCGAACUGGUCAAGGAGAGAAAGAAGAAGGAAAAGCUCGACAAACACGUGAAAAACGCCACAAAAUGGAGAAACUGUCAACUAACACAGCUUCCACUGAAAAGACCAGUGAUUGCUUGUCGAUUUGGAAAGCUUUACAACAAGGAAGAUGUGAUCAACUCGAUUUUGAGCAAAACUAUCUCGAAAUCAGCUUCAGCUUCUCAUAUCAAAGGCCCAAAGGAUUUUGUAGAGCUUAAGCUCACUUUGAAUAAAGAUUUCAAGCGUGGAGAUGUGAAAGGAGACGAUUAUAAUGAUGUGAAUCAAACUGAAUUCAUUUGCCCAAUCACAAAUGUUCCAAUGAACGGAAUUCAAAGUUUCUUAGUUAAUUGGCAGUGUGGAUGUGUGUAUUCAGAGAAAGCUCAACAAGAAGUUAAAUCCUCAAAUUGUCAUGUUUGUGGAGGACCUUAUGAUGCCACAAAAAUGGUGAUUUUGAAUCCGGAGCCGGAGCAAUUAGAGCUCUACAAGCUGAAAUGGGAGGCUGAGAAAGCUGAAAAAGCGGCGGCGAAGAAGGAUAAAGCAAAGAAAACAGCUGAGAAGAUGGAGGCUGCCGCUAGUUUGGCUGCUGGAUCAGGAGGAGAAGCUUCAAGUGUUGCUCCAGGGCCAAGUGGCUCCGGAGUUGGAAAGCAUGUGGAUCUCAAGAAAAAGCUGGAAAUCGCAAAGCUCACCGGUGGCUCGACAUCAGAAAAGAAAGCUGAAAAACGAAAAGCAAAUACGGAUAUUCAAUCGGAUCCUACCACUUCAGACACUUAUAAGAAGCUGUUUACAACAUGUGAAGCUGCAAAAAAUAAGACUGAAGGACAUUGGGUCACUUAUAAUCCACUUUAUUAUUGAUUUUUCUCACAUUUUUUUUGCUCGAAAUUUUAAAUUUUCCGUUUUUCUUUUACCUUUUCUGUACAUUUUGUACAUUUACUCCAUGAUUUUUGUUCAAUUUCUCGCUAAUAAUAAUCAUUCCAAGAAUUUUUGA
Molecule: messenger RNA, 1118 nt
Organism: Caenorhabditis elegans
Lineage: Eukaryota; Metazoa; Nematoda; Chromadorea; Rhabditida; Rhabditidae
Gene: tads-1
Product: Replication termination factor 2
Exons: 3
Coding region: 83-985 (300 amino acids)
Source: RefSeq, marked reviewed